AUGGCGCCUUACCAGUCUGGUGGAGCACCCGCCACCUGAGGCGAGGAACCGUGGCAAGAGUUAGAGACCCUAACGCAGUUUGGAGCUGGGACUGAGCAGCUGUCCCACAGUCAGGUCAUGAGCUCCAGCAGCCACCUGGGAGCAUGGUUCCCGAGCCUGCUGGUGCACCCCGCCGGGGUAUUCGGGAUAGCCUUUCUUGCCCGAGUCGUCCUGGUGUUCUAUGGGGUCCUCCAGGACCGGUCCCUGCACGUGAGGUACACGGACAUCGACUACCAGGUCUUCACGGACGCUGCGCAUUUUGUCACUCAGGGGCGCUCUCCUUACCUGCGGGCGACCUAUCGUUACACUCCGCUGCUGGCUUGGCUCCUCAUUCCCAACGUCUGCCUCAGCGAGCUGUUUGGAAAGUUUCUGUUCAUCAGCUGCGACCUUCUCACCGCUUUCCUCAUAUACCGCCUGCUACUUCUGAAGGGGCUGGGGCAGCGCCAGGCUUGUGGCUACUGUGUCUUCUGGCUCCUCAACCCCCUGCCCAUGGUGGUGUCCAGCCGGGGCAACGCGGACUCCAUUGUCGCCUCCAUGGUGCUUAUGGCCCUGUACUUAAUAGAGAAACGACUCAUCGCGUAUGCCGCAGUAUUCUACGGUUUCGCGGUGCAUAUGAAGAUGUAUCCGGUGACCUAUGUUCUUCCCAUAGCUCUCCACUUGCUUCCAGAACGCGACAGUGACGAAGAACGCUGUCGGUCCCGGCAUUCUCUCCAGGCUCGUUUGUAUGCAUUCCUGAAGAGGCUGUGUAGUCGGGCUGUUCUGAUCUUUGCAGCAAUUGCUGGAUUCACAUUUUUUGCGCUGAGCUUUGGUUUUUACCUUAAAUAUGGUUGGGAAUUUGUGGAGCACACUUACCUGUAUCACCUGACUAGGCGGGAUAUCCGUCAUAACUUUUCCCCAUACUUCUAUAUGCUGUAUUUGACUGCAGAGAGCAAGUGGAGUUUUCCUCUGGGAAUUGCUGCAUUCCUGCCACAGUUUAUUUUGCUUUUAGCAGUGUCCUUCACCUACUACAGAGACCUUGUCUUUUGUUGUUUUCUUCAUACGUCCGUUUUUGUGACUUUUAACAAAGUCUGCACCUCCCAAUACUUUCUUUGGUACCUCUGCCUUCUGCCCCUCGUAAUGCCGCUGGUGAGAAUGCCUUGGAAAAGAGCAGUCGUCCUCCUAAUGUUAUGGUUUAUAGGGCAAGCCCUAUGGCUGGCACCUGCAUAUGUUCUUGAGUUUCAAGGAAAGAACACCUUUCUGUUUAUCUGGUUAGCUGGCCUAUUCUUCCUUUUUAUCAACUGUUCUAUUCUGAUUCAGAUUAUUUCCUAUUACAAAGAGGAAACCCUGACAAAGAGAAUCAAAUAUGACUAAUGGACCAAAAAAGAGUUUUGGAAUUUUUUUCUGAAUAUUCUAAGCACUCUAGUGAAAAUAUCUUUGUUUCAACAGAAAUUAAAACCAGUGUUUGCCUGAUGAAUAACAGAGAUUCAAUAAUUGAACCUCACCCUUUAGAAAAUCUUAGGACUCAUUUAUUUAGGACAUAAUGGGAAGUAAAGGAUACUUGUUUUAAAAUGGCAAGGCCAUUUAGGUGUAGUGGUGCAUGCCUGUGAUCCCAGCACUCAAGUAGACUGAAGCAGGAGGAUCACAACUAAAUUCUAGAUGAAAAACCUUUUUAGCAAUUAGAAAUUUAAAAUUAAAGAGAUAAGAAUAUACUAAGAUUUUAAUAUACACUUAAAAAUAUCUUUGGAUAUUUAAGGUCCUUAAAUACACAAACUAUGAGCACACCUUGCUAUAGUCUUAUCUCUUUAAUUUUAAAAGGGUUUUUCUUCUAGAAUUUACUUGUGUUGUCAGUGUUGCAAAAAUAAUUGUUUUAUCACUGAGCUUGUUAGUAAGACAGCCCAGUUUAAACACAUCUCACUUAACAAAAAUUCUGUGAUGGAAAUGGAGACCUUCAAGGGAGGCUCCUGGAAAAAAUAAGCAGCAGCAUCCUAAGGAGCCAGAGCUCUACUAAAAUAGGAAAUUGGGGGGUCAGGGAUUUAGCUCAGUGGUACUGCCGCCUGCCUCACAACCACAAGGUCCCAAGUUCGAUCCCCGGUACCAAAAAUAAGUUGGGGAGGGGAUAUGUGAAGAUGAGGUUUUGGUGGGCAGAUCUGUGUCCUUUAUCACUAUAAUAUUUCUGUGGGAAACUGUUUUCUGAAUUGUUUGAACAAGAAGCCUAAAAUAUUAAAAAAAUAUAUAGCC
Molecule: messenger RNA, 2256 nt
Organism: Heterocephalus glaber (naked mole-rat)
Lineage: Eukaryota; Metazoa; Chordata; Mammalia; Rodentia; Bathyergidae
Gene: Pigm
Product: phosphatidylinositol glycan anchor biosynthesis class M
Biological process (GO): GPI anchor biosynthetic process
Cellular component (GO): glycosylphosphatidylinositol-mannosyltransferase I complex; membrane
Molecular function (GO): GPI mannosyltransferase activity; alpha-1,4-mannosyltransferase activity
Source: RefSeq, a predicted model, not a curated record